AUGUGCCAGAGAAAGUGCCGUGCUGUUCUUAUCCUCGUGUGUUUCGUCACUUUCGGCCAAUGUGCCUUCAAUCAUGUGGACAUAAUUCAGACCUUUGCCGUGCGACACAAGCAAAUGAGUGCCGUGAAUUUGCUGCUCUGCAAGAACGCCCAUCUCGUGGAGACGUCAAGGAGGUUGAUGGAUUCGGGCGCGCAGGUGAAGGCGCUCAGAGUGAAGGACAUCAGCAUUGAGCGGGAAAUGCAUGACACUUUCACCUGCUCAGAGUUCCGCAAGAUUAUUGUGCUGGACCUCGAGUGUGCGGCGAGUGAGAGUCUCUUGCUUGGUCUGAUGAAUCGAACACUCUUUUCGGCCUGCAAUCACUGGCUUUUGCUGGAGAAUCUGCGUUCUGUGCCGUUCAACGUCUUCGAGCAGCUUCCCAUCAGUCUCAGCACAGAAGUGACUUUGGCCACUCGAGAUCCCAAGAUGGGCUUCGGAAAUGCAUCUUCGCCAAGUGGAAUUUAUUGGCUCUAUGAUAUCUGGAGCACUGGAAUUUCCCUCGGGGGCGCUCUGAAUGUGACGUUUAUUGGAAAGUAUGAGCCACAAGUCAAUGGCGGAAAUUUUCAACUUGCCACUCACGAAACAACCCUGAUGCGCCGUCACAAUCUCCAAGGUCUCGCCCUGCGCUGCAUGCUUGUCCUUCCCACCAAACUCGAGGAGCCUUUCGAUCAGUUCUUGGCCAGCAGGAAGAAUCCAGAGGUGGAUUCGCUGCAUCGCUUCAACUAUGUUGUUCACACUUUUGUUCGGGACAUGUUCAAUUUCACGAUGCUGAUGCGCCACGCUCAGUCCUGGGGAUACAUGAAAAAUGGGACAAUUACCGAAGGCAUGAUUGGGUAUUUGGUUCGCGGUCAGGCCGAAAUAGGCGGAUCGCCAGGAUUCUUUCGAAUUGAGCGACACGAGAGGAUUGAUUACACCGUUGGAACUUGGAUUGAGAGGCCCUGCUUCAUCUUUCGCCAUCCAGACACCGCGGGUCUCGUGAGGAAUGUGUUUCUCAUUCCCUUCACCAACUACGUGUGGAUAUGCAUAUUGGUUGUGGGAUUUUUCUGCUUAAUUGUAACGAGUGAAGUAAUUUCCGUGGAGAGAAUAGUCAUUUCGUCAAAUACAGAUGGUGUUAAUGGAGCGGCUCGUCGUGGGAAUUCAUCUAGUGAAAGUGGGUGUAUUGCAUCAAAUUUCAUUUUUCGCAAUGUCAUUAAAAGUUUCGCCCAAUACUGCUCCGGAAAUAAAUCAAAACUUUGCUGUAGCACGAGUGACGACACGAGAAGAAAGCCAAACAGUUAUGACAAAUUCAAAAAGGAUAAAGCCGAUGGCGCGGAAGGGCGCGCGAAGGAAAGUGACGCUCACGCCAGUGAGGGUGGCGACCUGCUGUUUCGCACCCCCGAUCGCCUGCGGGCCUCUCGUCGUGCCACUCUGCAGAGAUUUUAUCGGCAGCCUGCGAGGGUGGAGGCCCCCAUUGACGCCCAGUUGGGCGGCAAGGCGGUGACGAUUGGCGCGAGGCCGAACAUCGCUCGGCGUGUCAGCGGAAAGGAGCACAAUGUGAUUAAAAUUCAUAACAGCCACGCGGGCAUUAUUGAAAAUUAUGAGAAGGAAAAAUCAGCGAGUCGCUCUCAUCCUGUUGCUCAGGUCCAGCGUCCCUAUUUGGCGGAAUCCUACUCGCGAAGUGUCGUUCUCUUCAUCCGCGCCAUGAGCCAACAAGGUAUUGAGGAUGCAGAAUCACCCACAAAUAUCUUCAGCGGUCGCCUCGUAAUGCAGAUUCUCGUGCUCUUUGGCUUCUUCAUCUUUCAAUUCUACUCAGCCAGCAUUGUCGCGUCGCUGCUCAUGGAGAAGCCAAAGACGAUAAAGACUAUAAGAAAUCUAAUGGAUAGUUCACUGGAAUUGGGAGUUGUGGAUAAUCCGUAUAAUCACGACUUCUUCGUGCGAACAACUGAUCAGGAUGCUCUGGAGCUCUUCAGGACCCGCAUUGAGUACAAGAAGAAGAACAACGAGAUGGUGUAUCAAUGGUUCCACGCCGCGGAUGGGCUGACGAGGACGAAGAAGGGCGGAUUUGCUUUUCACGUUGACGUGGCGUCGGCGUACAAAAUCAUCCGGGAAACGUUCACGGAGAAGGAGAUUUGUGAGCUGUCAGAGAUUCAGCUCUUCCCACCUGGGCUCAUGAUGAGCAUGGUCCAGAAGAACUCGCCGUAUCGCAAGAUGGUGACUUACGGGUUGCGCAAGGUGGUGGAAACGGGUCUGCUCUAUCGUGAGAGGCACUUUUGGCACGCUCAGCAGCCCAAAUGCACCCGCCAAAUUCACUCUGCAGACCUCAUUGUGGGACUGGAUGCCCUCACUUCUGCCUUUGCACUUCUAAUGUUUGGCAUUGGACUGAGUAUUUGUCUUCUCUGCAUUGAGCUGACUUACAAGUGCUUGCAGAGUCGCUGGCGAAGGACGUAG
Molecule: messenger RNA, 2463 nt
Organism: Phlebotomus argentipes
Lineage: Eukaryota; Metazoa; Arthropoda; Insecta; Diptera; Psychodidae
Product: ionotropic receptor 75a-like
Exons: 8
Coding region: 1-2463 (820 amino acids)
Cellular component (GO): membrane
Molecular function (GO): ligand-gated monoatomic ion channel activity
Source: RefSeq, a predicted model, not a curated record